AUGCAUUCACUAGAAUCUCUUGAUCUAUCAGGAAACAAUCUUUCAGGGAUGAUCCCACAGAGUAUGUCUGCACUGACGUUUCUUAGCCAUCUCAACUUGUCACACAACAACUUAUCGGGAAGAAUUCCAACAGGAAGUCAGCUCCAGACACUCAAUGAUCCAUCCAUAUACACCGGCGGCGAUAACCAGCUUUGUGGUGGCCCGCUAGCAAUCAGGUGCAAUAGUGAUCAGGUCCUGCAAUUAGGAAGAAACGCUGAGGAAGAUGAAGACGAUGACAGUGUUGAGAAGAUGUGGAUUUAUGGUGUAACGAGCGGUUUCAUAACAGGGUUUAUGGGAAUAUUGGGAAUCCUGGCUCUUAUGAGCAGAUGGAGACGUGCUCUCUUUAAUUUUGUAGGAGAGUACAUUUUGAAGACAAUAUGGUCUCUUGUACAUGGCAGCAUUAAUGAUUUGCUUAAAGAGGAACACAUAAUCAUGCAGAAGCUAUUAUGGGUUGAUGGGUUCUUUCUCCUGUUGAUUUUAGCAGCCACACAUCUCAGUUGUUGUUCCUGUUCUGGUUGCUUUGAUCAUGAGUGGCGGGCUCUUCUCCGAUUCAAACGCAGCGUGUCAUCGGAACCUCCUGGUCUACUUUCAUCAUGGAAUGGAGAAAAGAAUUGUUGCGAGUGGGAAGGCGUGGAGUGCGAUAAUGCAACCGGACAUGUUACUGGGCUUCAUCUCGGAAGAGAUCCUUUGGAUAUUACACCGGAGUUAAAGGGAAACAAGUUGGAUUUGUGUUUGGCCGAGUUGACUCAUUUGAGUUACAUGGACUUGAGUGGGAAUGAUUUCCAUGGCAUCCGGAUUCCUGACUUCAUUGGAUCCAUGAGACAACUCAGAUUUCUGGAUCUUUCUUCUGCGGGUUUUUCUGGCGUAGUUCCUCCUGUAAUUGGAAACCUGUCGAGUUUGCGUGUGCUUCACCUCAGUUACAACCCGGAAUUGGUGGUUGAUGAUUUCGCAUGGUUUUCAAAUCUUUUGUCGCUCCAACAUCUUGAUCUGAGCGGAUUGAGCCUUGGUAUUGGUAAAGCUUGGAAUCUAGACAAGGUACUCUUAUCUAUGAUCCCUUCUUUGAUAGAGUUACGUUUGUCGGAAUGCAAGCUUUCUAAUUCUCAUUUCAAUCAUCAUCUCAAUCUUACGCUUUCUACCAUUCAAACGCUUGAUCUUCAUUUGAAUUCCAUCGGAGGCAACUUCCCUCACUUUUUACAAAAUUUGACCUCUUUACGAGUUCUCGAUCUUUCCAACAACAAACUCAAUUCUUCGAUUCCAGUCAUGAACAGCAUCGUCGAACUUGAUCUCUCGGAAAAUAAAUUUCCGCGUAUUCAUGAUGUUGGGGUCUGGAGUUUCAGUCGUUUAAAAAGUUUGGAUCUUUCAUUCAAUGAUAUGGAAGGGGAACUCGUGGGGCCAGGGCCAUCAAGUAAUGUUUCCCGAUUUGCUCUGGAGACUCUGAGACUAAGCUAUAACAGGUUUUGUGGGGAAAUCCCAACAUCACUGCAAAGGCUAACAUCCUUGACAAGUUUGUAUCUUGAUAACAACAAGUUAACGGGAAAAAUCCCAGAAGCCCUUGGAUAUAUAACGAGUUUGCAGGAAUUGUAUCUAACUCAGAACCAAUUAACAGGUUCGAUUCCUGCGUCUUUAGGAAACCUGAUGAUGUUACAGAAACUGGAUUUAUCGUCCAACCUCCUCAUAAACGGGACAAUUCCAGAUACCAUCGGAAAGCUUUCUAAACUUGAGUUUCUUGAUAUAUCCAAUGCUUCUUUAUCUGGUGUAAUCACCAAAGCCCAUUUUGCCAACACAUCAAUGUUAAAACGCUUGUAUGCAACCUCCAACCAUAGAUUGAGCUUCAAGAUUUCUCAUGAUUGGAACCCUCCUUUCCAAAUAAUUGGCAUUAACCUCAGAUCUUGCAGAAUUGAAUCAGAAUUUCCACCAUGGAUUCGAACACAGAAAUCUCUUGUCCUACUGAACCUUUCGAAUACCAGCAUCUAUGGACCUCUUCCAGAUUGGCUUCACGACCUCCCUGCCAUUAUAAACUUUGAUCUCUCCCACAACUUUCUCGACGGACCAUUGACAAACCUCCCAUUCACCCAAAGAACCGAUAUGUUGGUUCUAAAGAACAACCUCUUCAACGGAUCAAUUCCAAAGUCACUGUGUAACGCUACAAAAUUAAAUAUUCUAGAUCUUUCUAGAAAUAUGCUAUCUGGGAUCCUUCCAGAAUGCAUCGGGGAUCUCCGCAUACUCAAGGCUAUGAUAUUAAGUUCCAACCGGUUAUCGGGUGUCAUCCCAAGCUCUCUAGGCAAUCUUGGUUCUUCACUAGAAUGGUUACAACUAAACAACAAUAGUUUCCAUGGCCAACUUCCCGACACCCUAGCAAAUUGCACAAGUUUAACUGUGUUGGAUUUGGGCGAAAACCAACUCUUCGGAAAUAUACCAAAAUGGAUCCAUGAAAAGUUCGAGUUUCUCAGGGUUCUCAGGCUGCAUACAAACGGUUUCAAGGGUCAAAUUCCUAUAGCGUUGUGUGGAUGCACCAAUCUCCAAAUCAUAGAUCUCGGAGCUAAUAACUUAACGGGACCAAUCCCGGUUUGUUUCCAAAACAUGUUAGGAAUGACCAGAGUUGAUUCCAAUCUUUAUUUUUCAGGCGGGUUCGACCAGAGUUUGAUCCAAGUAGUCGGAGGAGUCCCACUUGAAUAUACAACAACAUUAGGAAUGGUCGUCAACAUGGACCUUUCGAGCAAUAAACUAAUCGGGGAAAUACCCGAGGAGUUGGUACUUCUUACAGGAUUGCUAGGUCUUAACCUGUCAAACAAUCACCUCAUGGGUCACAUUCCAUAUAGAAUCGGUGAUAUGCAUUCCCUAAUAUCUCUUGAUCUUUCUCAAAACAAUCUUUCAGGGAUGAUCCCUCAGAGCAUGUCUAGAUUGACGUUUCUUAGUCAUCUCAAUUUGUCACAUAACAACUUAUCGGGGAGAAUUCCAACAGGAGAUCAGCUGCAGACGCUCAUUGAUCCAUCCAUAUACGCGGGCAAUAGCCAGCUUUGUGGUGGUCCGCUGCCACACAAGUGCAAGAGUUAUCGAGUCCCGCAAAUUGGAAGAAACACUGAGGAAGAAGAUGACGAUGUUUGGAAGAUGUGGAUUUAUGGUGUAACAAGUGGUUUCAUAACUGGGUUUAUGGUAAUAGUGGGAAUUUUGGCGCUUGUGGACAGAUGGAGAAAUGCUCUCUUCUAUUAUGUGGGAGGUUGGAUCGGCAAGGAACUCUGA
Messenger RNA from Lactuca sativa (garden lettuce), 3279 nucleotides. The record is from RefSeq and is a predicted model, not a curated record. NCBI's taxonomy places the organism in Eukaryota, Viridiplantae, Streptophyta, Magnoliopsida, Asterales, Asteraceae.